Molecule: messenger RNA, 714 nt
Organism: Physella acuta
Lineage: Eukaryota; Metazoa; Mollusca; Gastropoda; Physidae
Source: RefSeq, a predicted model, not a curated record
CUAGCUUGAAAAAAAAAGCGGGCAAGAAACUGACCGGUCCAAAAAAUGAAAGAACAAAAAAUUGAGGAGAACAGUCCUACAUACAAUGUUGGACUAGCAAAUUACAUCAAGUCCGAAUUCUCUUUUCAUGUUCCUUUGACGGAAUUCUUAAACCAAGUCAUCCAGCAUUCACCUCAACUUUUUUCUUUCUGCACUACGCAAGAAUUCAAGAAAAAGAUGGAGAUUUUAUCAGAACAACAAGUAAAGGAUCAAUUGCUUUAUAAGCUCUCUUCAAAGAAUGGCUGGUUUGACAUUGUUAUUAAAAUACUGAACACAAAAGAAAUAUGCAGUGAGUUUGUAGCGGAUAAGCUAUUAAAACUUAAAGAGGAGUUUGACCAAAGACUCAAGAAAGGUGAAAUACAGUCCCAACACUACAAUUCAAGUUCAGAUGAUGACAAUAUGCCGACUACAAGUAAAGGCAAAGGUAAAAGGUUGAGCGCCAAUGGGAAUACGGAUAAAGAAACGUUGAGAAAAAAACCAAAAUACAAUAUGCCGACUACAAGUAAAGGCAAAGGUAAAAGGUUGAGCGCCAAUGGGAAUACGGAUAAAGAAACGUUGAGGAAAAAAACAAACAAUAUGCCGACUACAAGUAAAGGCAAAGGUAAAAGGUUGAGCGCCAAUGGGAAUACGGAUAAAGAAACGUCAAGAAAAAACCAAGUGAGUGGCAAGUAUUAA